GGUCCUCACACGAUUCAUCUGGCGGGCUGAUGGCAGCUGAUAUCCCGUCAUUCACGCUCAACACGGGCUAUAAGAUGCCCUCAGUCGGGAUAGGGGUGUGGCUGGGCCCCGACGGUGGUGGAGAGGUCGCAGAGCAGAUGUGUAAGACGGCACUACAGCUUGGAUACAGGCAUAUUGACACUGCCUAUGGCUACGCUAAUGAAGAACAAGUCGGCAAGGCUAUCCGGGAAUCUGGUGUCCCUCGCGAAGAAAUCUUUCUGACGACCAAACUACCGAACCACCACCACCACCGGGUCGCCGAAUCGCUGCAGGAGUCCCUCGACAAGCUCGGCGUCGAUUAUGUUGAUCUAUACCUCAUCCACUGGCCCCAGGCGUAUACCGAAGACAACAAGACGAUUUCAUAUGACGAAAGCCCAACAUAUAUCGACACGUGGCGCGACAUGGAGCGACUUCUUGGGACCGGGAAGGUCCGCUCGAUCGGCGUAUCGAAUUUCUCAGUCAAAUUACUGGAAGUGUUGCUGAAGGAGACAACGGUGGUACCGGCGACGAAUCAGGUCGAAUGCCAUCCAUGUCUGCCCUCGUUCGAGCUCAAGAAGUAUUGCGAUGAGAAGGGGAUUGUUCUGACUGCCUACUCGCCGCUGGGCCGUCCGAAAGAAUAUGAUGGCAAACCGGUCUUCCUUGAGGACCCCGAUAUCGUCAGGAUUGCACAAGCGCACAACUCCACUCCUGGCCAAGUCGCCCUCAGCUGGGGUGUACAACGCGGUACGGUGGUGAUUCCAAAGAGCGAGAACCCAGAGCGAAUCAAGCAGAACAUCUCGCUGAUCAAACUCGCGGACGAGGACAUGUUGGCUAUUGAUGCUAUCCAUAAGAAAGCCGGAAUGCAUCGAUCGCUCCUGAGGUACCAUAAGAACAGCUCCGACGGAAGGAUUUUCGGGUGGACAUACGAGCAGCUGGGAUGGAACAUGAAGCAGGGCGGUAUUGCGCUCGAGUAGGCGAUUUGGGCGGAAGAAUGAGCAAAGGGUUAAUUUGUACCGUCGUGAUAUAAGAUUCUUCAUGCGUAUGGCCUCUCGUGUUGAGGAC
Dichomitus squalens LYAD-421 SS1 is the source of this 1080-nucleotide messenger RNA. RefSeq names its product Aldo/keto reductase. The record is from RefSeq and is a predicted model, not a curated record. Bases 30 to 992 code for a protein of 320 amino acids. Lineage: Eukaryota; Fungi; Basidiomycota; Agaricomycetes; Polyporales; Polyporaceae. The transcript has 6 exons. Gene Ontology annotation, cellular component: cytosol. Gene Ontology annotation, molecular function: aldose reductase (NADPH) activity.